Molecule: messenger RNA, 1653 nt
Organism: Cyprinodon variegatus (sheepshead minnow)
Lineage: Eukaryota; Metazoa; Chordata; Actinopteri; Cyprinodontiformes; Cyprinodontidae
Product: synaptotagmin-1-like
Exons: 9
Coding region: 173-1396 (407 amino acids)
Biological process (GO): regulation of dopamine secretion; calcium ion-regulated exocytosis of neurotransmitter; cellular response to calcium ion
Cellular component (GO): axon; dense core granule; synaptic vesicle membrane
Molecular function (GO): clathrin binding; syntaxin binding; phosphatidylserine binding
Source: RefSeq, a predicted model, not a curated record
AUGUCUGAAGAGUGGUGAGAUGUAAAAAUACAAGGCAGCGAACUGAUCCACACAUCAAGCUCUUUCCUUCUUCCUUCAUCCUCAUUCCAACUCCUCAAAUUUUAAAGAAAUAAAACUGCAUUUGGAACAUUUUUUGAACAGCUAAAUCCCUGAUCUGUCACUCUGAUCGGUAAUGAACCGCCGAGGUGAAGCAAGUUCCUCAUUCAGCCAGACUAACAUCCCAAAUGCAACAAGUAUGCCAGGCCAAAACCAAACUGGAAGCCACAGAGCCAACAGGUUCAUGAAUGAACUGCGGAGCAUCCACAAACCGUCCUGGGCUGCAGCUGCUCUCUGCAUCAUCAGUUUGUGCAUGGUGCUGUCAUGCGCUUUUUGCAUCUGGAAAAAGUGCUUGAUAAAAAAGGACAAGGACAAAGAAAAAGACAAGAAAAAGGGGAAAGAGAAAAGCAAGGGAGGCUCUGACACUGAAAUGGAUGGGGGUUACCUUGAGCCCACACAAGAUGAAGCAGAGAAAGAAACCAAGCUUUCAAAACAUGAGCUCAAAGAGGAUGAGAAGCUCGGCCGACUUCACUUCACAUUAGACUACAACUUCACAGAAAAUAUGCUGAUGGUUGGCAUCCUGCAGGCGUCAGAACUUCCUGCGAUGGAUGUGGGAGGUAGCUCUGAUCCUUAUGUUAAAGUCUACCUGCUCCCAGACAAGAAGAAAAAAUAUGAAACCAAAGUCCACAGGAAGACGCUGGAACCAAACUUCAAUGAAAGCUUCACAUUUAAGGUGCCAUACACAGACUUGGGCGGUAAGACACUAGUAAUGACCGUGUACGACUUUGACCGGUUCUCAAAGCAUGAUGCAAUCGGGGGAAUAAAGAUACCGAUGAGCAGUGUGGACUUCAGCCAGUCUCUGCAGGAGUGGAGAGAUCUGCAGAAGGCAGAGAAGGAGGAGAGCGAGCGGCUUGGAGACAUCUGUUUGUCCUUGAGGUUUGUACCGACUGCAGGGAAGCUGACAGUGGUUGUCUUGGAGGCCAAGAAUCUGAAAAAAAUGGAUGUGGGCGGAUUAUCAGACCCAUACGUGAAGAUCCACUUAAUGCAGAAUGGCAAAAGACUGAAGAAAAAGAAAACUACUAUUAAGAAAAACACUUUAAACCCUUACUACAAUGAGUCAUUCAGCUUUGAAGUGCCAUCUGAACAGAUAGAGAAGGUGCAGUUAGCUGUUACAGUGCUUGAUUAUGAUAAGAUUGGGAAAAAUGAUGCCAUUGGGAAGUUGCUGCUGGGCGGCAACAGCACUGGGACUGAGCUACGCCACUGGUCAGACAUGCUGGCCAACCCACGACGCCCAAUAGCCCAGUGGCACAGCCUUAAAUCAGAAGAAGAAGUCAAGUCAUUAAUUUCCAACAAGAAAUAACCUGUGUAUAGGAAGAUCAAAUAAUUAAUUCAGGCCUAUCUACUAACCUUACUUUUCCUAAAUUUUGCUAUACAAAUGUUAUAUAAACCAUAUAAAUAUUUUCAUGAACAGUUUGUCAAAAUACUUGAGGCUGCAGGCUUUCCAAUAAGUUACUCAUUUAUUUAUGCUUCAUCCUAAACAUUAAUUUGAAGACACACUGCAAUGUAAAGUGCAAUAAAAAAAGAUGAUAUAUUAUGUCACAUUUGUUAUAUUUACGC